GGUUUCAGGUUGCAUACCAGAAAAUAAAAAAAUUACCACAAAAAGUUUUUCCGUGUAGAAGCAUGAAUAGCAUUUCUAUGGAAACACAUGGGUGUUUGCUAGUUAUUCUAAUUUCAAGUUACGGUGCUAGUGGUACAUAAAAAGUAGACAUGUUUUGGGGAUUCAGCGAAGCUUUAGAUCUAAUGGAAGAGUAUCGCAAGAUCCUCAAGCCUACAGAAGAACCACCAACCGAGCUCAACAUUCUGUUGUUCGGGUUAGGAGAUCCUCGACACGUGUUGAAAAGCGCAGCUAAAUCCUUUAAACACAACACAAAGUUGAAUUUUUUUCUUCUUGAAGGAUGCCUAGAGUUAGUGGCUAGAAAUCUUCUCCUGAUUAGUAUAGCGUUGGAAAAUAAUCAACUAUUGUCAGUGAAAGGCAAAACUCAUUUGUUUAUGGAUGUUUUUGGAAACACGCUGCUACGACCAUUCUCUACUACCUAUAUCAACGCAAAAGCUAACGUACUCACCAAAUUAAUUACAGACGUUGAUUUUGCCGAAGCCAUAGCACCUAUUUUCUCGUUUGAUGGUUUAAGGUACAAAGAGCGUGACCAUCUGGAAAAUGUGUUUUACUUCUGGACUAAUCGGGAAAAGCAUGUAUUCAAUGUGACCCAUUACUGGAAUGCUAGAGUUCGAUCAAUGCUAGGCAGUAGAUAUGAUCACAAGAUGGGUGUUUUCGAUUGGGAUCUUCAUAUGAAGCUAAGACAGAACGGAGCUAAACAAAUCUGUCCACAAGAAUAUAAAAAUUGGCGCGACACAGGAGUUGCAUUUACCUUCCCGGAGUACGAACAAAGUGAUCCGAAUAAAACGUUUGCUGUUGGAUUGAGUAGAAAUGGGGAUAAUUUCAUGCAUCGUGGUAUUGUUGGAAAUAUCAGCACCGGGCCAUUUAUUUCAUUUGGACUCAAAUGUCCAGAAGAAGCACUUUCUCAUACGAUGCAUGGGGUAAAUGAGUUCAGAUCGACCGACAUUACCGAAAGAAACGUCUUCGAGAUAAUGUAUGAAAUCCAGACAAAAGAAAAUUAUGUUCUAGACAUUAAGGACAUCCAUAAAUACGGCUCGUAUGUUUUGGAUUCUGGCAAACCUUUAAACGAAGACCAUCCUCGAACAGAAAUUCCAGACGCAUGUAAAUACGACCAACCUUUUAUACCGACCGAAAACAUCAAAAUUGACUUCAUCUCAGUGGAAGACGUUGUGAAGAUUCAAACAAGAUCAGAGCACCGAUCAAAAUAUGACAUCGUAAUGGUAGCAAGUAAUUAUUUUUCUUUGUUAAAGGACGACUUCCCCCAACUCUUCAACGAUCCGUGUCUGAUAUGCUUUGAAACGUAUCAAUACACAACUUUCCAUAAGGAUGAAGUAUCGAAAUUCACCACUCAAGUUAAAAACUACGCUGCAUCACAUUCUCUCGAAUUGCUUACGAAUCUCGCAAUUAACGUGCCCCAUCCCAUUAUCAGGUACAGGAACGUUUCUCAAUCGCAAUAAAAAUACCCCUCCAUAAACACAUCCGUCUCAUAUAUUCACCGAACAA
Molecule: messenger RNA, 1560 nt
Organism: Malaya genurostris
Lineage: Eukaryota; Metazoa; Arthropoda; Insecta; Diptera; Culicidae
Gene: Dnaaf3
Product: dynein axonemal assembly factor 3 homolog
Exons: 2
Coding region: 150-1514 (454 amino acids)
Biological process (GO): motile cilium assembly; axonemal dynein complex assembly
Source: RefSeq, a predicted model, not a curated record